Messenger RNA from Bacidia gigantensis, 3270 nucleotides. RefSeq lists its product as uncharacterized. The record is from RefSeq and is a predicted model, not a curated record. Gene Ontology annotation, molecular function: protein binding. Gene Ontology annotation, biological process: tRNA methylation. Gene Ontology annotation, cellular component: cytoplasm. Lineage: Eukaryota; Fungi; Ascomycota; Lecanoromycetes; Lecanorales; Ramalinaceae. The transcript has a single exon. The coding region runs from base 1 to 3270 and encodes 1089 amino acids.
AUGCCUGCUUGUAUUCUGGCCAGCUGUAGUGACGAUCGCACCAUCAAGUUGUGGGAUAUAUCUAUUUCUUCAGAGAAGCGUCCGUCAGAGAAUGUAGGUGCGUGUUUGGGAAGUGUUAGUGGUCAUGCGUCCCGCAUUUGGUCCGUUCGAUUUCUUCAGCACGAGUCGACUUUACGGCUUUUAUCGUCAGGAGAGGAUGGAACAUCACAACUAUGGCAGGUUGUUUUCUCCCAAGAAAGGAAGAUAGAAUCAGGUAUCAAAUUUGCGAAGUGGAAAACAAAAAUUUCCCAUGCACAUACUUACGGAUAUCAUACUGGUAAGAACGUCUGGGCAAGCGCUAUUUCGCGACUUAAAACGCACGUGAUUGCUACAGGAGGAGCCGAUGGUCGUGUCGUUACGUACAAUAGCGACCUAGAUGUCAAAGUGGCCAGUUCUAGAGACGUCCAUUGCACCACCCAGGAAGCUACAAAAAGCCUAGUCAAAUCAAUAUAUGAUGCGAUGAUGGGCAGGUGGAAGCUAUCGAGGACGAUAAAGAGCCACAUUACCUCACAACCUUCGGGGCAACUGGAGGGCAUAGCUGACAUGCAUUCAGUACAGGUCACUGAUGAUGCUUAUGAUUGUGAAGCCUGGUACUCUGAAAAGGGUGACUUCGCAACAGACCUAGGUUUCACGAUGAAAGCGAGUAGACAAUAUGUAUACCGAUACCAGAAGACUUCUGAUGAGAUUAGCGUAUGGUUUGUCAAGCCUGACGGGUCAAGUGUUGAUUAUCUUUUCCACAAGCUUCUGUUUGAUAAAGAGUCUGCUUCGUCAUCGAGUAACGGAGAGAGUAUCACAGCUACCAAAGCUUCAGGACAUCAUCUAUGCGAACGCGAUACUUACUUGCCCGAGUAUAUCUUCAGGGUGAAAGAUCGUGCCCUGUUGUUAUGGCAGAUCCAAUAUACCGUCAAAGGACCAGAGAAAGACUAUGUUUCCACCGCAAACUACAUGAUUAAUACUGAUAUCGGCGAGGAGCAGAAGAGCGUUGUCUCAAUUAGCAAGGAAGCCCCCAUUUCAGAAUUAGUAACGCAAGCAAAAACAAAAGCCGACACAUUCAAAGCUUAUGCAUGGUUGAGCGAGUCUGAGUUUCUGGCUACGACUGAACAAGGGAGCGUCUUGCUCGGACAUUUGGCUUCAUCUCAAAAGAAUGAAAUCUCAACGGAAGACAAAUUUGAUAAGCACCAGACUCGAGUCACUUGGCAAGUCGUUGGGCACAACAGUGAUCUCGCGUCUGCCUCUAUGAUAACCUGCGUCCCAUCCCAAAACCUUGCUCUCGUGACGGGCAAUGAAGGCGCCAUCUACGUCUAUUUGUCAACGUUUAAAGCAAUUAGUCUAGUGCAUAAAGUAGGCAGAAAACUGGGCUAUCUCAAAGCUCAUGAAUGUCCUGUUGCCUGGACUGCCAACGGCUCGGAGCAACGUGAAGAAAUGGUAGCUCUCGUGUUUCGAGCUUUAGGGAACUCGAGCUUACAGACCGUCUCACUACGUGCUGGAGAUCCAUCGACCAAGAUCUUACAUCAUAUUAUUAUUGGUCAAAGCCAGAGGGAAAUAGGUGAGGCAGAGUUCGUGACAACGAGCUCUUGCAUGUUUCAUGAUGAGAAUCUGUGCAUCGAAGGUUCAAGAACAGGAGAGUGUCGCGUUAGCCAUCUCACUCGCAAGACUAGCACGAGACUGUCGGGUCUUCAUGAGCAGAAUGCUAUAACGGUGAUACUCCGCAUGUGUGGACCGAGCCCGUCUAAAAACAAAGUAUAUUUCCUGACUGCUGGUCGAGAUGGCAAGUGCGUCUUCCACAAGCUUCGAUACAAUCCUGACCAGCCAGCCUCGACUGUACUGACGACCAUUCAUACCAUUUCCCCACCAUUUGGACCAAAUAUCGAAGGUGCACAAUUAUCUCCAAAUACAGGGCACUUGAUAUUGUGGGGCUUCAACAGUACACGAUUUGUCGUAUACAAUGAGACAAUGAAACAGGAACUCAUGUCCGUGGAAUGCGGUGGCGCUCACCGAAAUUGGUCGUAUUUUCACCAUGAGACGACAAGAGGUGGCAGCUUUGUUUGGACCAAAGCCUCUAUUUGCAGUGUAUACAGUCAAGAGUGGCCAUCGCAUCGAGUGCUACAAUUUGGAAGCCACGGACGUGAGAUUAAAGCUGCGGCAGUAUCGCCUUUCCCAAGUUCUCCGCACAGUAAGCGCCUCCUAGCUACCGGUGCUGAAGACACAACGAUUCGACUCCUCAGCUUGGACGAUGGAGGGAAUCGCUGUGCGACGAUUCUGAAAGAGCAUACCACUGGUCUUCAAAGAUUAUUAUGGACCCAGGAUGGCCGCUGGCUUUUCAGUGCUGGAGGGUGUGAGGAAUUCAUUGCCUGGCGUGUCCGAUCACUCAAUGGCUUCCCCUACGUUGUCUGCAAUGGUCGUUGUCCCACAGUCACUCAUGACAAGGCCCUGCGAAUCAUGGAUUUCUGCAUAUGCGAGACUCCUUCACAAGUGCAAAGUCAGAGAAUAAGACCAGAAUAUCUUAUAACGAUGGCAUACUCCGACUCCUCAAUACGCAUUUGGCGGUUCAAAGCAGAGGGAAAGAUAAAAGUUACGGAUAAGAAUCGCUAUGAACUGCUCCAUAACAGUUCGUACACUACGGACUGUCUUACGCAAAGCCGCAUUCUAGAUUUCGGUCAGAGCAAAAUGCUUUGUACAGCAAGCUCAGACGGACAUGUCGCUAUCCGUGAGUUUGACGUUGAUCCUGCGGUAGCUUUGAAAAAGAUUCAUCGCCAUUCAGUACAUCAGAGUAGCAUACAUUGUCUGACUGUUCUAGAUAUCCGAUCCGAUACGUUUCCUGCAAACAAUAUGUUGGUCGUAACAGGAGGUGACGAUCAAGCAUUGGGUGUGGUACACGUGAAAGUUACUCCCCAAGGAUCAAAAUCUAUGACUACUGCGGCGCUCAAAUGCAAUGCCCAUGCUUCUGCCAUAACGGGCAUCGCUUCCCUGGGGCGCUCAGAUGGCACAAACGUAUACCGUUUCGCCACAGUGGGUACUGACCAGAUGCUGAAGGUUUGGCUGAUCAAGGUCAACCAUCCAAACAAUGAAAGUGAGUUCGUCAUUGUCACGUUGGAGGAGGUCGUAUGCUCUAGCGUUGCGGAUGCUUCAUGUCUCGAAUCAUUCGAGGAUGCCCAGGGAGUUUCACAGCUAGUUGUUGCAGGAGUUGGGUCGGAGAGGUGGAGGUUGACUGAUGCUUUGAAGGUGUUGUAA